GCCUUCUCCGCCUCCCUCCCUCCAUCAGCUUUGCUGCUGACUGCUGACUUCAGUUCUGAGGGAGCGGAGAAAUCCCUACGCCAUGGCGGUUCCGGGGAGGCGCAACGGCCAGUUCGAAGACGAUGACGAUGAUGAGCAGCAGAACUACGCCCUCUUCGAGGACAACGGCUUUGUGGAGGUCGACACCGAUACGCCUCCUCACCUCCGUGAGCUCUACGAUGCCGUCCAGCUCGGCGACGUCGACGCCCUACGCCUCGCUCUAGAUAACUUGAACGGGAGCAUAGACGAACCUGUCGAAGAUGGUGAUACAGCUCUGCAUCUGGCCUGUCUCUAUGGCUAUCUACCUUGUGUGCAGUUACUUUUGGAAAGAGGAGCCUCCCUGGAAGCUAAGGAUGAGGAUGGGGCACUUCCUUUACACGAUGCUUGUGCGGGGGGAUACAGUGAUAUUGUCCAGCUGCUUUUCGACAGUGCUAGGGAUGCGGAAUGCGUGAAGAGGAUGUUGGAAACAUGUGAUGAUGAAGGAGACACGCCUCUUCACCAUGCGGCUAGAGGUGAACAUGCGGACGUCAUAAGAACGUUGCUAGCAGCUGGAGCUGAUCCCACAAAGAGAAACCUUUUCGGGAAGAUCCCGGGGGAGCUUCCUGAUGGCAACUCUGAAGCCAAAACAAUAUUGGAAGCUGCUGCUAGUGCUAUGGCUUGUUAGUAGCCAUUGCUCUUACUUGGUGGAAAAUUUUGCUUUUGUUUCAGGCGGAGAUAACCGCGUGCACUAUUGCAGCAACAUAUUUUUCUUCAAUUACUCUGUUGGUUUUGGAUCGAAUGAGGAUGUGGGCAUGCUCUGUGAAGGUCUUGUACAUGUGGAUAUGAGAUGAAAAACUUCUCUUUUAAUUUGAAUUUAGUAAAGUUCAGUUUGUGCCAA
Messenger RNA from Punica granatum (pomegranate), 916 nucleotides. The record is from RefSeq and is a predicted model, not a curated record. Lineage: Eukaryota; Viridiplantae; Streptophyta; Magnoliopsida; Myrtales; Lythraceae.